Rasamsonia emersonii CBS 393.64 is the source of this 1479-nucleotide messenger RNA. RefSeq names its product MFS transporter. Gene Ontology annotation, cellular component: membrane. The transcript has 3 exons. NCBI's taxonomy places the organism in Eukaryota, Fungi, Ascomycota, Eurotiomycetes, Eurotiales, Trichocomaceae. Gene Ontology annotation, biological process: transmembrane transport. The record is from RefSeq and is a predicted model, not a curated record. Bases 1 to 1479 code for a protein of 492 amino acids. Gene Ontology annotation, molecular function: transmembrane transporter activity.
AUGGGUUACCCCGACGUUGACUCCAGAUCCAUGGAGAUCCAGGAGCUGCCGUUGCAGCAGGACACAAAGAGCAUCGAGCUGCACAAUUAUAAUCGUCCUGCCAAAGACAACGGAAAGAGAGCUGAGGUAUAUCCCACUGGACUGUCGCACCUGCGUCAUGCAAACCAGCAUCAGCAGCAGCAGCAGCAGCAGCAGCAACAAGAACACGAACAGCAAGAACAGCUGCACAAUGUCGACGACCGCCCGUCUGCCAGCUCCGUCAAACUCAAGCUGAUCAGCUGCUGCUUGUCCUUCCUCAUCGCUGGUCUCAACGACGGCAGUAUCGGGCCGCUGGUCCCGUACUUCAUCGAGCAGUACGUCAUCACCACGGGGCUGGUCGGAGUCAUUUAUGGCGCCAGUUUUGCCGGGUGGCUUGCGGCAGCAAUCUUGAUGUCCUUUGCGACUGUGUACAGCGGGCUGAGGGGCACGCUGUUGGCAGGAGCGGUUUUCUACCUCCUGGCUCAGGUUUUGCGCGUGUGGAUCCCUCCCUACCCCCUCUUCGCAAUCUCAUUCUUCUUCGCCGCCCUCGGCCAGGCCUUCCAGGACAGCCAGGCCAACACGUUCGUCUCGUCCAUCGCGUCGUCGCAUCUGUGGCUGGGCGUGCUGCAUGCCAUGUACGGAUUAGGUCUGCUGAUUGCGCCGCUGAUCGCGACGGCCAUUGCCUCGCACGACACGCGGCGAUGGUCUUUUUACUACCUGCUGCCAAUGGGUGUGGGCGUCGUCAAUAUCGUCUUGCUGCUGGUGUCGUUUUUCUCGCUGCCUUUUCUCCGGACAGAUGAUCCUGAAGCGGCAGUACCGGCUGCUGCGGCGCCUGCGCAUGCAGUUGAACGUCCCCAGACGGGCAAGUUCCGAGCUGCGAUCGAGGAGAUGAAGGAGACGGUGCGGGUGAAGGAGGUCUGGCUGAUCAGUCUUUUCUUCUUCUUCUAUCUGGGGGCUGGUCUCACCAUUUCUGGCUGGCUCGUCGUCUACCUCAACCAAGUCCGCCAUCUCCCUCUCUCCAGCGCCGGAUACGUGCCCACCGGCUAUACGGCCGGCCUGUUCAUCGGACGCCUGCUGCUGCCGCAUCCGACACACAACUGGCUGGGAGGCGAGCACUACACGCUGACAAUCCUCUGCAUCGCCUCUCUCGCCCUGCAGCUCCUCGCGUGGCUGGUCCACUCGGGCAUCGUGACCGCCGUGGCAUGGAGCCUGAUGGGGUUCUGCGUCGGGCCCUUCUUCGCGGCCGCCAUCCAGGUGGCAUCCGAGGUGGUGCCGCGCAAGGUGCGGUCCAGCGGGCUGGGGCUGAUCUUUGUCAUGGCGCAGCUGGGAGGCAGCAUCCUGCCGGCCGUGACGGGGGCCAUCGCGACGGAGAAGGGGGUCGAAGUGAUGCAGCCGAUGGCGCUGGCGCUGAUUGCGGCCAUGGGGUUGAGCUGGUGGUUUGUGCCGACGUUGAAGCGGUAG